AUCCCUCUUUGACUCUCUCUCUGCAGGAAGCUCAUGCCAUGCAGGAGAAAAUAUCGGCUCAGUACAAGAAUGAGAUUGACAUGGCGAAGGCUCAAAGGGACUAUGAGCUGAAGAAGGCAGCCUAUGACAUUGAAGUCAACACUAAGAGGGCUGAAUCAGAGAUGGCCUACCAGCUGCAGGUAGCGAAGACGAAGCAGUCUAUUGAGAGUGAGAAGAUGCAAGUGCAGGUGGUUGAGCGGGCGCAGCAGAUCAUGCUGCAGGAGCAGGAGAUCACCCGCAAGGAGAAAGAGCUGGAGGCCAAGGUGAAGAAACCUGCAGAGGCUGAGCGGUACCGGCUGGAGAAGCUGGCUGAGGCUGAGCGGUGAGUUAUGGGUUCAUUUUCACCUCCUGAAC
Molecule: messenger RNA, 393 nt
Organism: Pundamilia nyererei
Lineage: Eukaryota; Metazoa; Chordata; Actinopteri; Cichliformes; Cichlidae
Product: flotillin-1-like
Exons: 2
Coding region: 39-365 (108 amino acids)
Biological process (GO): protein localization to plasma membrane; protein kinase C signaling; positive regulation of endocytosis
Cellular component (GO): flotillin complex; cytoplasmic vesicle; plasma membrane
Molecular function (GO): protease binding
Source: RefSeq, a predicted model, not a curated record